This is a messenger RNA of Zonotrichia leucophrys gambelii, 1107 nucleotides long. It is a transcript of the gene PTS, whose product is annotated as 6-pyruvoyltetrahydropterin synthase. Gene Ontology annotation, molecular function: 6-pyruvoyltetrahydropterin synthase activity. NCBI's taxonomy places the organism in Eukaryota, Metazoa, Chordata, Aves, Passeriformes, Passerellidae. Gene Ontology annotation, cellular component: mitochondrion. The record is from RefSeq and is a predicted model, not a curated record. The coding region runs from base 262 to 777 and encodes 171 amino acids. Gene Ontology annotation, biological process: tetrahydrobiopterin biosynthetic process. The transcript is spliced from 6 exons.
CCGGGUCCGACAACAACACGGAAGGACCGGAGCAUCUCCAGGGCUAAACACGGGGUAACCAGAGCAUCCAGGGGCUGAACACGGCGAGGAACUGGAGCAUCCCCGAGUCCGACAUCGGCACCGGGGGAUUGGAGCAUCCCCGCAUCCCGCACCGGCACGGAUGGACCGGAGCAUCCCCGGGGCCUCACACGGGGAGGAACUGCAGCAUCUCCCGGUCUCGGCGGGCGGAUCCCGCGGGCUGGAGCCGCCCCCGGGGCCGGGAUGAGGCCGGGCCGGAGCCGCCCCCGUGGCUGGGCUGGAGCCGCCCCGCUCCGGCCCCGCCGCGUCCCCGCGAUGUCACCGCGCUCCGCCCGCCUGGCGCGGCUGUCGCGCUCCGUCACCUUCAGCGCCUGCCACCGCCUGCACAGCAAAUCCCUGAGUGAUGAGGAGAACCUGAAGCUCUUUGGGAAGUGCAACAAUCCCAAUGGCCACGGACACAACUACAAAGUUGUGGUCACCGUGCGUGGAGAGAUUGACCCGGUCUCGGGGAUGGUGAUGAACCUGACAGACCUGAAGGAAUACAUGCAGGCAGCGAUCAUGGAGCCCCUCGACCACAAAAACCUGGACAAGGACGUGCCCUACUUCUCUGAGGUGGUGAGCACCACGGAGAACGUGGCUGUGUUCAUCUGGGACAGCCUCCAGAAGCUCCUGCCCCAGGGCGUCCUGUACAAGGUGGAGGUGCACGAGACAGAGCAGAACGUGGUGGUUUACAAGGGAGAGGAAACAAUUGUCAAGUGAAAUCAGCCUGGCCUCAGGUGCUCAGCAGAAAUCUCCAUUCUCAGCUCCCUGCCCAGCGUUUCCUGCAGCCAGCCCUGGUUCUGUGCUCCUGCAGGACGAGGGCAGGUGUUUCACCAGGACCCUCCCAGCAGUUUGCCCAUCUGGCUUCUCACAAUGGGUUGGUUUCUCUGCUUUUCCUCAAGACCUUCCUGUUUUGCCAGCUGAUGUGAGAUUUAGAGUUGUGCCGUGGUAAAUAAAGCAGCUUUGGGGAGAGGAGGUGGCCUGGCAAAAUCCCCAAAGUCUUUGAUUUCUCUCUGAUUAAAUAUUGAAUUAAUUUAUUUGAUAAUGUGA